AUGUCCAACCCAGGUGUUCUGAUGGAGGAUGAUGAGCAUGCAGCCAUCAAGGUGGGAGGGAUAAAAUUCGAGGAUCACCGGCAGCAGCAGCCACGGCAGCAGCAGCAGCCCGCCAACAGCAGCGGUACGACUGCCAAGGCAGAAGGACUCAGGGACGAGGAUACCACAAUGUCGCCGCAGCCACCGCGUAGCGAAGACACGGGCACGGGCACGGAUACGCCAAACUCGCAGAAACCGCCACGGUCGUCGCGCAGCAAAUCGUCGCAAAAAACCGAACAGCAACAACCACCGACGCUUUACGACGACCUGCCCGAUUCCACAGAGGACUCGUGCAAAACAUUUCAGGUCAUUACCGAUUGUAUAUACGGGUCCAAGAACCUGGGGUCGACGGAUAACGAUGCGUUUGACUGUGACUGCAGGGAGGAAUGGCGGGACGGAGAGAAUAUCGCAUGCGGCGAAGAUUCGGACUGCAUCAACAGAGCCACCAAGAUGGAAUGCAGCUCAACGGGCAACUGCAGUAACGGCUGCCACAACCAGCGAUUCCAGGGCAAAGAGUACGCCCGCGUCUCGGUCAUCAAGACGGAGAAGAAGGGAUUCGGCCUGCGCAGCGACGCGCAGCUCAGGCCCAACGACUUCAUCUUCGAGUACAUUGGCGAGGUGAUCAACGAGCCAACAUUUCGACGACGGAUGCUGCAGUACGACGACGAGGGUGUCAAGCACUUUUACUUCAUGUCCCUCAGCAAGAGCGAAUUUGUCGACGCCACCAAGAAAGGAAACCUGGGCCGGUUCUGCAACCACUCGUGUAACCCCAACUGCUACGUGGACAAGUGGGUGGUGGGCGAGAAGCUGCGCAUGGGCAUAUUUGCGCUGCGGAGCAUCCGGCCCGGCGAGGAGCUCGUCUUCAACUACAACGUGGACCGGUACGGCGCCAAGCCCCAGCCGUGCUACUGCGGCGAGCCCAACUGCAUCGGCUUCAUCGGCGGCAAGACGCAGACGGAGCGCGCGACCAAGCUGCCGCUUGGCACGGUCGAGGCACUGGGCAUCGGCGCCGGCGACGGGUGGGAUACCUCGGUGGCCAAGAAGCCGCGGAAGAAGCGCGCCGACGAGGAUGACGAGGAGUACGUGGGCAGUAUCCAGCCGCGCAGCCUGGACGAGGAGGAUGCCCGCAAGGUCAUGGCCACCCUCAUGCAGUGCAAGGAGAAGUGGAUCGCCGUCAAGCUGCUGGAGCGCAUCCAGAGGUGCGACGAGGAGCGCGUGAUUCACUGCGUUAUGCGCAUGCACGCCUACCAGAUCCUCAAGACGGUGCUCAACACGUUUCACGAGGACGAGAACGUGGUUAUGCAGGUCCUCUCCAUCCUGGACAAGUUCCCCCGCCUCACGCGCAACAAGAUCCAGGACUCCAAGAUCGACGCCGCCAUCGAGCCCCUCACCCAGUCGGCCCAUGAAAAAGUCUCGUCUACCGCACAGAAGCUCCUGAGCGACUGGAGCAAGCUCGAAGUGGCGUACCGCAUCCGCCGGCGCCAGGUCGACCCGGCCAACGCGUCCGUGCCGUCGGUGAAUGCGUUUGACGACCGACGGGGUGCCGUUGCCAGGGCAGAGGAGCCGGCGCCGGCCACCCCGACAGCGGUGAUCGAUACGCCCAGGGGCCCCAGGGGAAGUCAACCGCAGAGGAUCGGCAAUGCCCCUGGCCACCCCAACAACCACCACGGCUUCGCGUCGCGUCCAAGACACCAGCGACCUGCACAGCACCAACAACAGCAGCAUCAUCAGCACCAGGGUAACCUCCUACCAGCGGGGUGGUCGGCAGCGAAAGACGCAAUGGGCAAGACGUACUUUUAUGACAGGCACAACAACACAACCUGGUCGAGACCCACGAACCCUUCUGCCGGCGCAUUCGCGCCGGCUGCAGAGCCGGCGGCCAACAAGGCUAUGCAGGAGGAGAUCAUGAUCAAGAACAUUAUCAAGAGGGUCACUCAGGAGGGGAGCAAUACGCCCAAGGCUGCGGGGCAGACACCGCCUACAGAGGACGCCGCUGCCAGCCGUGCGUCUCCAAGGGAGGUCAAGGAGUCCAGGCAGGACAGGUGGAGAUCGAUGCCUGUUGAGAAGCAGAUGAAAAUUUACGAGAAUACGAUAUUCCCUGCAAUCAAACCCGUACUGGACAAGUUCCAUAACAAGCUCCCAAAGGACGAACUUAAACGCCUGGGAAAGGACAUGGCAAAGAAGCUCGUGGCCUCGGACUACAAGAACAACCGAGUCGAAGACCCCAACACGCCCCUCUCGGAGAAACAAGCGGCCAAGAUCAAGAAGUACGCCAGGGACUUCCUGGACAAGGCUGUCGUCAAGUUCAACGAGCAUCAAGGGAAGAAGUCUGCGGGAGCCGUUCCGCAGGGCGGACACCCGAGGAGCAGCAGCAGCAGCAGCAACAAGGGUGCUGCUGCAGUGCCGGAGUCAUCCGCUACACCAGGGGGAGGGUCGACACCAUCCGACAUGGACCGUAAAAGGAAGAGGGAAGUCGAAGAUGGCGCUGUCGAAUCAUGUACCACCACGACCAACACUACACCUCACGACGGUCAGGAUAACACCAAGGCCAAUGGGGGGGAUGUGAGGGAUGUGAAGAGGGCCAGAGAAGAGGAGCAAGAGACGGCAGCGGCGGCGGCGGCGGCGGCGGCGGCGGCAUCGAUACCACCGCCGCCACCGCCGCCAGAGGAGAAGGGAGGCGGAGAGCUGAGAGAGCAAGAGGAAGAGUUGAUGAGGGAGAAUGAGGAGGCUACGAGACUAGAAGAGGCCAACAAGGUUGGAGUUGAGGCUGUGAUGAGCCAUUAA
Molecule: messenger RNA, 2823 nt
Organism: Geosmithia morbida
Lineage: Eukaryota; Fungi; Ascomycota; Sordariomycetes; Hypocreales; Bionectriaceae
Product: [histone H3]-dimethyl-L-lysine36 N-methyltransferase
Exons: 4
Coding region: 1-2823 (940 amino acids)
Biological process (GO): regulation of DNA-templated transcription
Cellular component (GO): nucleus; chromatin; chromosome
Molecular function (GO): protein binding; histone H3K36 methyltransferase activity
Source: RefSeq, a predicted model, not a curated record